AUGGCACAUCUCCAUGACUUCCUCCCACCAGGAAAUAAAAUUCCUACCUUAAAAAAAACCAACACAUUUUUGCCCCCAAAUAUUGGAAAAAAAAAAAAAAAAAGAGGAGCAGCCCAAAGCAUUGCAGCACCCAAUUGUGGGGCCACAGGGGACCCCCUCCCAUGGGGGUCAGCCAGUGCUGGGGGCUGGUUUCGGGGCUGGCUGAUGGGCCAGCCCUGUUUUCCCAGAAGGUGGCCUUUGAAACCUCCCGGCAUUUCCUCAAAGGUUUCUCAGGGGAAAGUCCCCAUGGUGCCAUUCCCGCGGCUGGGUGCCUGCCUCCUCCAUAAAACGGUGAGCAGGCAGCAGCAGCAGCAGGAGGCAGCAGCAGCAGCAGGAGGCAGCAGCAGGCAGCAGCAGGCAGCGGGACAUUGCACCAUGGGCAACUGGCUGGUCAACCACUGGUUCUCAGCUGCCGUCCUGGCAGCCUGGCUGGGCAUCAACAUCUUCCUCUUCACCUACUAUUUUCUGUUCUUCGACUGGGAUGAGCGAUACUUCUACACCAGGGCCAUCCUUGGGUCCGCCUUAGCGUGGGCACGAGCAUCAGCCAAGUGCCUCAACUUCAAUAGCAUGCUGAUCCUGCUGCCCGUCUGCCGCAACCUCCUCUCCUUCCUCCGUGGGACCUGCUCGUGCUGCAGGCGGACUCUGCGGAAGCAGCUGGACCACAACCUCACCUUCCACAAGCUGGUGGCCUACGCGCUGGUCCUGUUCACAGCUGUGCACACCAUCGCUCAUCUCUUCAACCUGGAGCGCUACAACCAGAGCCAGCAAGCCACUGACCGCAGCCUCCCUGCCAUCCUCUCCAAGAUGCACCUGCAGGGCAGCAACAAGUGGCUGAACCCCAUCCACUCCAACCAGACAACGGUCGAGUAUGUGGCCUUCACCACCAUCCCGGGGCUGACAGGGGUCAUCAUCACGCUGGCACUCAUCCUCAUGGUCACGUCCUCCACCGAGUUCAUCCGCAGGAACUACUUUGAGGUCUUCUGGUACACACACCACCUCUUCAUCAUCUACUUCGCUGGCCUCUUCAUCCAUGGCAUCGCCGGGCUGGUGCGCGGGCAGACGGAGGAGAGCAUGGAGGAGGUGCACCCCUAUCGCUGUGCCCUCAACCUCACGGACAGAGCUGAGAACUGCAGCCACGACUGCUGCAAAGACCCUGAGUUCGGGAGCAUCCCUGCCGAGUCCUGGAAGUGGGUUCUGGCCCCUGUCCUCCUCUACAUCUUUGAGCGGAUCCUCCGGGUCUGGCGUGCGUGGCAGAAGGUGGUUGUCAAAAAGGUGGUCAUGCACCCUGCCCGUGUGCUGGAGCUGCAGAUGCAGAAGAAGGGCUUCCACAUGGAGGUGGGGCAGUACAUCUUUGUCAACUGCCCUGCUAUCUCCCUGCUGGAGUGGCACCCCUUCACCCUCACCUCAGCGCCCGAGGAGGACUUCUUCUCCAUCCACAUCCGGGCAGCUGGAGACUGGACAGAGCGUCUCAUUGACACCUUCCAGCAGCAGAAGCCAGAGAUGCCCAGGAUUGAAGUGGAUGGCCCCUUCGGCACAGCCAGUGAAGACGUGUUCCAGUACGAGGUGGCCAUGCUGGUGGGAGCGGGCAUUGGCGUUACUCCCUUCGCUUCCAUCCUGAAGUCCAUCUGGUACAAGUUCCAGCAGGCUGACCAGACCCUCAAGACCAAGAAGAUCUACUUCUACUGGCUCUGCCGGGACACUGGAGCCUUUGCCUGGUUCAAUGACUUGCUUGCCUCCCUGGAGCAGAAGAUGGCUGAGUCGGGCAAGGCAGACUUUCUCACCUACCGGCUCUUCCUCACCGGCUGGGACACCAGCAUUGCCAACAACGUGGCUCUCCGCUUCGACACCCCUACGGACACGGUGACGGGCCUCAGGCACAAAACCAUCUUUGGGAGGCCCAUGUGGAACAGCGAGUUUGCAGCGGUGGCUGCAGCCCACCCCAGGUCAGUGGUUGGUGUGUUCCUCUGUGGGCCGGCAGCUUUGGCAAAGAGCCUGCAGAAGUCUUGCCACCAACACUCCAGCCUGGACCCGAGGAAGGUCAAAUUCUACUUCAACAAGGAGAACUUCUAAGUGGCAGCCAGUCUAGGAACUCAGCGGGCUGAGGACACUGCCAGUCCCACCUCACACCCCAUGCCAGAGAAUGGCCACAGAUAAGCAUCUUGCUGAAGAGAGUCUGCACCAAAGCCAGGCACGAUGCAAGUGUCCUUCUCCAUGAGGAACUCCACGUUCAGCAGCUGCUGACUUCUUGACCCCAUCUACAAGGGGUCCUUGUUGACUGGGCCUGCAGCUCCAUAUGGCCCAUUGAGGAGCAAGAGGCACGUGCUGUGAUGCUGCUGCUGGAGCAACAGGAAGCAGUGGGAGCACCCAGUGGGCUGGGCAGAACCACAGGUUGGGGAUGGACAAGAGAGGGGCACGUGGAGCAGGCCCUGGGGGCCAAAGCUCCUCUUCUGGAUUUAUAUAGUUCUUUGCAUAAAAAGGUAAAUUAA
Molecule: messenger RNA, 2525 nt
Organism: Apus apus (common swift)
Lineage: Eukaryota; Metazoa; Chordata; Aves; Apodiformes; Apodidae
Gene: NOX1
Product: NADPH oxidase 1
Exons: 13
Coding region: 1-2109 (702 amino acids)
Biological process (GO): superoxide anion generation; defense response
Cellular component (GO): plasma membrane; NADPH oxidase complex
Molecular function (GO): superoxide-generating NAD(P)H oxidase activity
Source: RefSeq, a predicted model, not a curated record